AGGGUUUCCGCUUCCGCCUUCUCCCUCCUCCCGCUUGUCCUCCGAGCGCCGUCGCUAGCAGAGCGGCCGCUGCCGGGCGCGGUGUCGGGGGUGGGGUCGGUCGGUUGGUGUCUGUGCCGUUGAACUGCUCGUCAUGGCUGAGGUGGAUCCGUUCGGCGCCCCGGCCGGUGCCCCCGGCGGCCCCGCGCUGGGGAACGGGGUGGCCGGCGCGGGGGAAGAGGACCCGGCCGCGGCCUUCCUGGCGCAGCAGGAGAGCGAGAUCGCGGGCAUCGAGAACGACGAGGCCUUCGCCAUCCUGGACGGCGGCGCCCCGGGGCCGCAGCCGCACGGCGAGCCGCCGGGGGGACCCGAUGCUGUUGAUGGAGUGAUGAAUGGCGAAUACUACCAGGAGAGUAAUGGUCCAACAGACAGUUACGCAGCUAUUUCACAAGUGGAUCGAUUGCAAUCAGAGCCUGAAAGUAUCCGUAAAUGGAGAGAAGAGCAGACGGAACGCUUGGAGGCCCUUGAUGCAAACUCUCGGAAACAAGAAGCAGAGUGGAAAGAAAAAGCGGUAAAAGAGCUAGAAGAGUGGUAUGCAAGGCAGGAUGAGCAGCUACAGAAAACAAAAGCUAACAACAGGGUGGCAGAUGAAGCUUUCUACAAACAACCCUUCGCUGACGUGAUUGGUUAUGUCACAAACAUAAACCAUCCUUGCUACAGCCUAGAACAGGCAGCAGAAGAAGCCUUUGUAAACGACAUUGAUGAGUCGUCCCCAGGCACUGAGUGGGAACGGGUGGCCCGGCUGUGUGACUUUAACCCCAAGUCCAGCAAGCAGGCCAAAGACGUCUCCCGCAUGCGCUCUGUCCUCAUCUCCCUCAAGCAGGCCCCCCUGGUGCACUGAAGAGCCCGUGGAAACACUACACCCGCAGUAUCUUAAUCCUACUCAGUGAGGCUCUUCACGGUAAUCGGAUUGAUUAUGUUGAGUUCUUUUGGACCAAACCUUCUGUCUUUAGAGUUGAUCAUUGUUUGUGAUUGCAUGUUUCCUUCAACUGUGUUCUCCCCGGCAUUCAGAGAGGAGGGGAGGCAGCGGAGGGAGGGAGGGAAGCCUCCCAGCGGUGGCCUCAACCUGUGCUUUUUGUGCAUUAUUCUGAGAAUAAAUUUCUGUUUCAAGCAAUAA
This is a messenger RNA of Sorex araneus (European shrew), 1156 nucleotides long. RefSeq names its product clathrin light chain A (gene CLTA). Gene Ontology annotation, biological process: clathrin coat assembly; intracellular protein transport; clathrin-dependent endocytosis. Lineage: Eukaryota; Metazoa; Chordata; Mammalia; Eulipotyphla; Soricidae. The record is from RefSeq and is a predicted model, not a curated record. Gene Ontology annotation, molecular function: clathrin heavy chain binding; structural molecule activity. Bases 134 to 880 code for a protein of 248 amino acids. Gene Ontology annotation, cellular component: clathrin coat of coated pit; postsynaptic endocytic zone cytoplasmic component; synaptic vesicle membrane. The transcript has 7 exons.